GUAUGUACAUAUAAAAAAUUUAAAAAAAUGGAAAAUGAAAAAAAUCGUUAUAUCUAUGAUACAAUAAAAUUGUUUUUGAGCGAUUCGAGUUCUCGAAUUUUCUCGUGGAUGUCGCUGUUUGUGUUCUUUUAGUGUGGCUCCGCCCUUGGCGUACAUCGCGCGCCGUAGGAGCAAUGCCAGUAGUUAGUUGUCUAUUGGACUUGAAUUGGUCAAGGUAUGUUUCGGAAAAUCGAGUUUUACCAUUUCGUGAUUCGCUACGUUCAGAUGUUACCAUUUACAUUAAUUUAUCAAUGAAUUAUUUUAUUAUUCGUUGCAUGCUGAGAACCUCUGACAUUUCAUAUAAUUUAUGCCAAGGCGGAGACGUGUGCUCCAUAGGUGUGUAAUGUGGUUCAAUUUGGAGAUUUUCUUGUUCGCCGUUCAGGGAUAUAUAGAGAUCAUUCGUGAAAUCUACUUUCGGGGUAGUAGUGGGGUAAACGACUUAUUAAUAAUCACCAGUAUUGCGAAAACGAUUUUACAACGGGAGUGCCGGUGCAUGAGUGUUUAGUGAUCAAUGAACUCCGCGUUGCUGUAUAUUGGGGCGUGCUGUCACUGAUCUUAUUAAACCGGCAGAUAUGACAAUGUAAUAGUGAAUUAGAAACCAAGUUUUCCAUAAGGAAAUAAUUUAUAAAUGGUCAUUCUACGAUUCUUAGUAGAUGACUGAAAAAUGAAUGAUAUAGAAAGUAUAAGCAUGAAAGGCAGUGGAGGAUCUAAAAUGCCUCAUAGUCAUUCAACUCCAGCAGGUGUGGAUGGAGGUAGUAGAACUCCUCCCACGACACCUAGGAAAGCUGGUAAAAUGCUUGCUGUUCGUGUACAGAUGUUAGAUGAUACAAUUACAAUGUUUCAAGUUCAGGCAAAAGCUUUAGGAAGAGUAUUAUUCGAUCAAGUUUGUAAGCAGUUACAUCUUUUGGAAGCUGAUUAUUUUGGUUUGGAAUAUCAAGAACUUAAUGGGACAAAAUAUUGGUUAGAUUUAGAGAAGCCAGUUUGUAGACAAGUUGGAUUAUCUUUGAUAGAUCCGUUAUUAAGAUUUUGCGUUAAAUUUUAUACACCUGAUCCAGCGCAAUUAGAAGAAGAAUUUACAAGAUAUUUAUUUUGUCUUCAAAUUAAAAGGGAUUUAGCUCAAGCUUUGUUACAAUGCAACGAUAAUACAGCAGCUUUGAUGGCGAGUUAUAUCGUCCAGGCUGAAUGCGGGGAUUAUGUGAUAGAAGAUUAUCCAGAUCAUACAUAUUUAUCAACUUACAAAUUUGUGCCUCAUCAAGAUCAAGAAUUAGAACGUCGUAUUAUGGAAAAUCAUAAAAAACACGCAGGUCAAUCACCAGCAGAAGCGGAUCUUAAUCUGCUAGAAACAGCACGUCGAUGUGAAUUGUACGGAAUGAAAAUGCAUCCGGCUAAAGAUCACGAGGGUGCAUCGCUCAAUUUGGCAGUGGCACAUAUGGGAAUAGUAGUUUUUCAAAAUUUCACCAAGAUAAAUACAUUCAGUUGGGCUAAGAUCAGAAAAAUCAGUUUUAAAAGAAAACGAUUUUUAAUUAAACUUCAUUCAGAGGGUUACGGUUAUUAUAAAGAUACCGUGGAAUUUUUUUUCGAAGGACGCAACGAGUGUAAAAAUUUUUGGAAAAAAUGUGUAGAAAAUCAUGGAUUUUUCCGUUGUUCAGUGGUGAAACGAGUGGUACGACAAAAAACGCGUGUCCUCAGCCGUGGUUCAUCAUUCAGGUAUAGCGGAAAAACUCAGAAACAAAUCGUGGAAUUUGUACGGGAUAAUUACGUGAAGAGGCAAACGUUUCAAAGGUCCAAUUCGUUCCGGCAGACUAGCGGUGGUAGGGCAUUGCAGGGCUUGGAGGGGGGAGGCUAUCGUGGGGCCACUCCAAGCAGCUCCCUUAUGGGCAGCUCCAGCAUCUCUGCCCACCCCCUCCUGCCCCUCGGCGAUCCUGCCCUGGAAACCCCAGCUCUGUCUCUAUCAUGCGGCUCGAUGACACUGGAUUCUCCGACGACUGUGACGAGUGUCUCGAUGGGAGGGACGAUUCACCGUCGCGAAGACACAGCUACAUCGUUUCGGACGCUUACCUCCAUCGACGUCCAUUCCCCGGCCACGCCCAGCCAGGUCCCAGCACAGCGACAGAUGCUUGUUGCCAGCAGCCAGCAGCGGAUUUCAUCAGCAGGUCGUAUCAGCCCCUCUAACAGCAGUCCUCCCGAAUUUCCCCCACCGCGACCUAUGCCUAGACACCCGUGGCAGCGUUCGGCCAGUUGCCGCGAAUUGUACGCGUCUAGCUUCGAGGAUUCGGGGAAAGCGCGAUCCUCGGUGGCCAAGGACGAGGAAAGGGGACCUCCUACUGGCGAUCAUCAUCCCGUUUCCGACCUACCUUUCCGUCUACCGUCCCAGGGCGAGCUUGAUAAUCCCGUGACGCGAUACGACGAGAGCAAUCGAUCGUACAGCGCUGCCAGCUCUAAAUUGCCAUCCCUCGAUCACGAUUCGGCGGUGGUACCGGAUCGCGUGUACAGUAGCUCUUAUCCGGGGACAUCCUCUUUAUCGACCGAGUCAGGCCACGAGGAAUCGGGGCCGGCUGGGGACCUAUCCCACGACGAUCUAUCUCACGACUCUUACGAACUUUUGGAACGCGAGCACGAAUUUGAAUAUCCGGAAUCGUACUCGAGCCCCCGUGACGAGGAGGAGGAGGGGGAGGAGGCGAUGUCGGAGAGGAGCGACGAGGGGAUCGAGCACGAAAUGUUCCAAAUGGAUUCGGAGACCGAUUCCUUCGUCAAACACCGUUCGAUCAGAUCGACGGAGAGGCAACAAUUCAAAUCGGUGCUCGCCGACCUUAAGAAAGACGCUAGAACGAGAUCGACCGAUCGGUACACGAAAUCGGACACCGAUUACGUAACCGUCGAGUCGCGCAUACAACGGUCGAGCACUCAGAUCGAGAGAAAAUUCGAGACUCGACACGCCAACUCGAUAGAACAAUUCCAACAACAACAACAACAACAACAGAAUAAACUCGCUCUUCCGCAUCAGGAUUCGGGUAGGAAGGAUCCGGUCGUGUUGCAGGUGCAAAAGCAAAAAAUGUCCGUAUUGAACGAGUUGAAAAGCUUGAAACCCAAGUACAAGAUCACCCACGUAGACUCGGAGAUUUUACGGGACGAGGGUAUCAUGCGGCCGAAAUCUCGCAUAGACGACGAUCUCAGCCCCGUGGAUACGACCAAUAGGACGAUACUCGAUCAACAACAAAGAGGUAGAACGGUUCGAGCGCGUAGUGUAGCUAGUUUGGAGGAUCACGUAUUGGUGUCGCGCGUAUACGUGGAAACGGGUAGUUUAGGCCGUGGCGUUCAUAACGGUAACAAGGAACGGAAAGCGACGUUGCAGGACAAGGAGAAUCGUUCGAAGACACGCGUCGAUUCUUCCAGGGAGCACGAUCGUAGAAAGUCGGCGGAGAGAGGGGGGGAAUCGAGGAGAAAAUUCGAAUCCUCCUCCCCGCAUCCUCGCCGGGAGGGGAGAGAGUUGCGUAGAAGCAUCGAGAGAUUGGACGCGCGGGAGAGAAGCUACGAGCGUCUCGAUUCGAGGACGGAGAGAUCGUUCUUCCCCCGCCAUGCCGACUCGUACGAGUCCCGUGGGAGGAGCGUGGAACGUUUGGACAUACAGGGUUUGCGUGGCAGCACCGAGUAUUUGAACAAAAUUUCCAAGGACAAAGCGAGAGAUCACAGGCACGCGACGUCGGAGCGUCGAGAGAGAAGCGUGGAACGAUUGGAUUCGAAGGAGAGGAGGAGGAGCCCUUGGCGAAGCGGCAACGCCGCGUUCGAUCACAGCCAGAGGCACACGUUGGAGAGGUUCGAUUCGUUCGGCGGGAACAAAAGUCCGCUCGAACGUUUCGGAAGGGAGCAGCAGUACAGGGGGAAGAGCGUGGAAAGGUUGGACUCGAGGGAGAGGCCGACCUUCGAUUUCGAUCCCGUCACGAUCGAACGUUUGAAAUCGUUGGAGAGAUACAACAACAAUAACAAUAACAACAACAAUACCAACGCCAACAACAACAAUAACAACAACAAUAUCUCGAAGGACAAAGGUGGUGUGCACGAGAGGAAGGGGGAGCGAAGGCACGGGGAACGAAAGUACUCGGAUUCGAGGAGGAGCUUGGACCACGAGCCGCACGAUUGGCGGAGAAGCAGCGUGGAGAGGAUCGAGAGCAAGGAUUCGUGGAGGAAAACGGCGGCAAAGUCGAUGGAGAAGCCUCGCGAGAGGGACGAUUGGAGGAGUUUGGAGAGGGCGCGGAAGGAGGAGGAGAAGAGGGAGAGGGAGCGUCAAGCUCAACGGCUCUCCAUGGAGUCGAGGACCGACACCGUGAUCGGCGUCCCGAUAGAGAUGGAGAAUCUCAAGUCGAAGACCUCUCUGUUCACCGAGUACGAUCCCAAGAUCGUGGGCGGGAUUGUGUUGGGCUUCGAGGACUCUAUGCCGAGCCAUACCCCCGUCGAGCGUACCAAGAGCGAUCCAAAUCCUGCCCGACAGAGGUUGGGCUCGAACAGCAAACGUCACAUACUGAUGCAUCAAAAGUCGAUCGACUUGACGCCGGCCGACUCGGGGGACGAGGACCCGUUCUCGGACACUGCGGCCAUGCAGAGGACCAACGUCGAGAUACCUUACACGUUGCACAAGCGACACGUGAUGAACGGCACCGCAUCCGACGAAAAAUCCGAGUCUGACAGCGGAAAAACGACAACUACGACUACUACGAGCGUUCGAGAUCUUCCCAGGUUACCGCUCAAGAUGAUCACCGAUAUCUCCUGUUUCGACCUGUCGAAACUCUCCUCGAUAGACAAACCCGCCAAACUCUCGCCCACUCGACCGAAAUCCAUACUCUCCAGCCCCUCGUCCGAUAAACCGAAAAGCAUCCUGAGCCCCGUCUCAAAAUUAUCGCCUACCGAGCACUCGAGCAAGAGUCCACCGUCGAAAGUCUCGUCGCCCGAGAAAACGAUCUCCGUUUCGAAGUCGUCUUCUACCGUGGAGAGGAAAGGAUCGUCGAAAUUGUCGCCGAUCGAGGCGAGCGUGACGAUCGUCUCCUCGCCGUCGUCGGCGAAGGCGUCCCCCACCGAUCCGAGCGUGACCAUACUCACGAUGCAGAAGAAAAGAUCACCGACCGAGAAGGGAAUAACGAUCGGUCAGAGAUCGUCCCUCGACUCGAAGACGAGCAAACCUUUGUUGAACUUCGCCGAGGUGGUCGGGAUGGAGAUGAGGAUGAAGCUGGAGAGGAAGUCGAGGUCCGAGAACGUGUCCGAGGCGAGGAAGGAAGACAGUUUGAGGACGCCGGACGACAGUUUGGAGAAGCAGGACAGUAUAGAGAAGAUACCGUUGCCGGAGAUUCCACCGAGGCCGGAGGAAGAGGAGAAGGGGGAGGAGGAGAGGGUGGAGAAGAAGGAAGAGGAGAAACCUAAGGUUUUGGAGAAGCCUAGCAUACCCGAGAAAACGAAACGUAUAUUGGAGAAGAUAGAGUCGAGGUUGUUCGAGGCGAGGAUCGCUAGGCCGAAGAUCAUAGACACGGGUUACGACGAUUUCGUGGAGCCGGUAGCCGAUCUCCCGCUGGACGAGGUGCCCGUCAUCAAGCCCGCUCUGGAAUUGGACAGUCUGAAAGUUCCUGAAUUCGUUCCGUUCGUGUCGCGUCCGCAUGGCGAGCCCCUGCGCUCGAAAUCGUUGUCAUUGGCCGAGGAGAAGGCGCCCAUAGACACUCUUCUCUCCCCCGAGGUGGAGAACAAACACUUCGUGCCGGACGUGUCCCCGAAACGGGCGAAGAGGGCGGCGAAACAGGAGCCGAAGAAGGAUUUCAAGAAACAGUCCAAGUCGCUCGAGGCCGACAAACCUCCUCUCAAGAAAACCGCCUCGAAGGAGUCCCGCGCGUCGACCCCGAGCUCCUCCAAGAUCGACAAAUCCAAGUUGAAAUUGGGCGAGAUGCCUCAGGAGAUCAUCAUAAUAGACUCGACCGACGUUGCGCCCGAGGUGAGCAUCGUUCAGAAAGGCAGAUCCAAGUCGAUCACCCGAUUACCCGAGAGGGAGGAGCAAGGGGGCGGCAAAAGUGGGGGUACCCGAGCGAAAUCGGCCUCUGUCGACGACGAUCUCAUAAAAAUUGGCGCCACCUCCACGAUGAAAUCGGAAAGAUCGAGGCCGAAAUCUUUGGGGAUAUCGAAGAGCUUGAGCGGGGGCGCCGAGAGGAAAGACUCGGCCGAGAGAAUAUCGCCCAAGAGAACGAUCGUUGGAAGAGGAGGCGCGAAAGCCCCCACCACCGUGGAAAUUAAAUCACCAACGUCGAAGGAGACGGUCACGUGGAAAGCGCAACGAAGUCAGAAACAGGAGACGGAGAUAGGAGGAGGAGGAGAUCGGGAGAGGAAGUCGGGUCAGACUCCUGUCCUCUUUGCACGCGCGCGUUUGGGUCUUUCGGAGGGGAGCGGGAUAGGGGCGCUUCAGAGGCAGGGAGCGACACAGUCGCCCACCUCCCAGAGGCGGGCGAAAUCGUUGGACGCGCCCGUGAUCGCUGUGCACAAGCUGCCACCUGUGAACGCGUUCUCGAGCAAGGACGACACCGUGGAGGAGGCGGCCGAGGAGGGGGGGAAGUCGGAGGAGGCGGCGAGGCACGCGGCAACAGCGCCCUCGAAAGCGCAAGUGGCGCAAUCUAUACAGGUCGAGGUGUCCCCGAAUCAUAGCACGACGACGACAACCACGGAUCACACCACGGUGCCCGAGAUAUUCACGGAUUCUCUCUCGGUUACCGAGACCUCGGCCCAGUACCUCGAGUCACCGCUCACCGAGUGCAACGAGAUCGUGGCGAGCGCCGAUUUGAUCCCCUACGAGAGGGACGCGGUCCGGUUGGAGGCGAACGGGGGAAAGGACACGAUGCUCGAGUCGGUCAAGGUGGACGAGAGAACCAGAUUCAUCGAUCAGAGUUCCGUGGAGUCGGGGGAGCAGGAGGUGGUGGCCAGGAUGGGGGAGAAGAUAGAUCUGUUGACCGUCUCGAGGACCGUCGAUUCUUCGAUUCCUCGAAGAUCGAGCAGCGACGAGGAAACGAGGGAGGAAAGAAGGACGAGAGGCGAGGUUAUCGAGGUAGAUCUUCCCGACGUGACGGUGACCGCAGCUACCAUGGAAACGAUAACGUUCCCCAAAUCGAUCGAUUUGGACGAUGGCCAGGACAUGGUCAAGUCGCCGAUUCAGAUCUCGAUCGAGGAGUGUUCGGACGAAGAGCAGGAGGAGGAAGAGGAGGAAGAGGAGGAAGAGGAGGUUCGAAGCGAAGGAGAGGGGAAAGAACCGGAGGGGGAGGAGAACAAGCCGCUGGAUUCGGUGGACACGAGCGAGGACACGCUCGACGCUUUGGACACCCAGGUCCACAUGAGGGGUAUCGACAGCGAGUUGAGCUCCCCUGAUUACGGCGUCGACAAGAUGGACGAGAAAACGUUGGUCGAGGUUGAGCUGACCCCCGAAUACUUGGAGAUGAGACGAGAGGACGAAGAUGGAGGCGAAUUGAUAGCCGAGGAACUGCCCAAAGACGAGGAGGAGGAGGAGGAGGAGGAAGAGGAAGAGGCGGUGAUAGUCGAAGAGGCGACAGCCAAACUAUCGACGGACGAGCUCGUAACCUCGAGCUCGAAUCGUUUGUCCGUGGAGAAGAAGCUCAGGUUGAGCAGCGAACGUUCGAGGAGCGAGGAGACGGUCACCUGGACGCCUGACCGCGAGGAUCCGGAAUCCAGCUCCUGUUCCAUCGCCCGGCCGCUCGGGAUCGGGCAGAUCCAGCCGAUAGUUGGUCGUCGAGAAGAAACGAUCGAGGACGAGGGUAGCAACGGUUCCCUCAGACAGCCCGAGUUCACAGCCUCCACCUGGAAAUCAUUUCCCGCCGAAAGUUCCGGCAGCUCGAGUGCCGAAGAGGGUUGGCCGCCUCCUGGCCAGGACGAGAACAACGCCGUUCAAUCCCAAUCGGAGGACAGCAACGGGCAAAACGAGGACAGUUUUCAGGAGGAUCUGGCCGACUUCCCCGGCACGUUCAUUUAUCCUAUCGGGCCCGAUAUCUUGACCAGUUGCGGCACUUUCGCUCUCACGCGUACCCUCUCCAGGAUAUCCGAGAGAUCCACCACCUCGGAACAGGACAAGAGCGAUUUGGAGGACUCGUUCAAGCCUAGCUCGAGAUCACCGAGUUUGGACGACGAGUCGUUGAUAUCGAGCGAUCAUCAACUCUCUCUUUCCUCCGAUCCCCCAUCAGGCACGCCUCUCCCUUCUAUAUCCGAGGAUCGACGCACCUCCUCCGAGUUGCCCGAUAUCCCGAUAGACGUGGCGAUGGGCGAGCAACAACAGCAGCAACAACGACAACAGCAAUACGAGCAGGAGGAAGAGGAGGAGGAGGAGGAGGAGGAGGCGAAAUGUCGAACGGUGAGAUCGAAGUUGCAGGAGCAAAGUUCGGAGGAUUGGCCGACUCCUCCCAGCUCGCCCGUGUUCGAGCCGCCUCCAUCCUCCAUGGUGAGCCACGUGGAGACGUGUUACUCGGAGAUCAAGCCCGAGGAGGCGGUGAAGGUGACGGUGACGGACAGCACGGAGACGCCGGAUCGAAUGGAAGCGGGCAGCGAUUCGAGCGACGAGAAUCGAACGUUGCACGACGAUCUUCACUCAACGUUCCUCGAGGACGGUCAGAGCUCAACCUCCGCUACCACUGUGGACGGUACCGUGAAGAUAGCGAUAAAACCGAAGUCGAAUUCUCACGUGACGGGUUCCUCGCACAGCGAGGACACUUCUAUGGGUCUCUCCAUGUCCGAAUGGUCGAGUUCGAACAACACGGUGCGCCAGUUCUGUCAAUAUUCGGGCACGAAAUCGGAUGACAACUCGUUGGCCGAGCUCGGCGCAUCGAUCUCGGAUUGGUCGGGCAGCACGACCGUGAUACCUCAGCAACACUCUUCUUACUCCCUGGUCGAGAAGAGUCAAAGCGACACGACCACGAGCGACAAGAGCGUGACGAGUAUGAGGCCGAAUUCCAAGUGCAAGACGAGCGAGGGCUCGCCUCUCGCAGCGCCCUCUUCGCCGCCUUUGCCACCGCCCCCCUCCUCGCCCCCGAUUACCUCGCCGCCGGAUCAUCGUCACGCCUCGACGUCGUUGGACGUUGUCGAGGAACGGUCCAAGGUGAGGAGAUCGAUCGAGGGUCAAUCGAUGGUGUCUCGGAGAGGCGUCUCGUCACCGCCCCGGAUAACCCUGACGCGGAACGAGUUCGACGAGGAGGCGAUCGACGACGAGUUUCGAUUGAUUUCGUCGGACGACGGGUGCGACGCGCCGCUACCCAUUCUCGAGGAGGAGGAGGAGUUGGACGAGCAACCGUUGGAGAGUUCGCUCGGCUCGAGGAGGAGAAGGAGGGGGCGGGAGACGGGGGAGGGGGAAGUGGAUCGGUUGUACGACAACGUGCCGGCUAUGAAGUACUCGAGCGGUGAUCAGAUUCGAAUGGAGGUAGGACGUGGAGGUGGUAGCUCGGAGGAUAUGCACGAGAAGUAUGCGGAUCUGGGCACGUUGGGCCCUCGGCAGGUCGACGACGAUUGGUCGUUCGAGGAGGAGAGGGAGGAGACGAUCGUUGAGAGGAAGAAGAGGGGCGGUGGUAGGUCGUCGAAUUUGGCCAAGUUCGAGCGAGGUUUCUCCGAACCGAUGGAGGUAGGCAGGUAUCACGAGACGAGAUCGACCGAACGACCCGUUCUCGUUCCUAUCAGAGCGAAAUCGACGCCUUAUUACUCGACGACGAGUUUGAGCGGCGAGUCGACCACUUCGAGUCCGCCUAUGCAGAUUAGAACCCAGAUUCGUACGAAAACCAUGUCCUACUCGUCGAGCAGAAGUCCGCAGAGCGAAGGGGACACAUCGUCCAGCAUGGAUAGCCCCGUGCACACGCCUGUUCACGGUCAGAUGGCGAUACCGAGACAGAUAAACAGGGGACACCGGGCAAGAGGCAACAGGAGAACAAUAAUUCGGUUUUCGCCAACGAGAAAUCCCCCGAGAAACGGACGAACGGCAUCGUAGUGGAAACGGGCAACGCCGGUAUGGUGAAUACCCCGGAUCUGAGCCCGGUGAAAAAUAUAAGGAACGGGGAGGUCGAGGACACCGAAAUUCGAAAAACUAAGAGGUGGCCAACCGAUAAGGCGUACUACAUAGCCAAGGAAUUACUUAUGACCGAACGAACAUACAAAAA
Molecule: messenger RNA, 10202 nt
Organism: Apis cerana (Asiatic honeybee)
Lineage: Eukaryota; Metazoa; Arthropoda; Insecta; Hymenoptera; Apidae
Product: FERM, ARHGEF and pleckstrin domain-containing protein 1
Cellular component (GO): cytoskeleton
Molecular function (GO): guanyl-nucleotide exchange factor activity; cytoskeletal protein binding
Source: RefSeq, a predicted model, not a curated record